AUGGACGGAAAGACGAUCCGGCUACGGGCAUCUUGCAACGCUUGCAACGAGUCCAAGGUCAGAUGCAGCCAGCGGAAGCCGACGUGCGCACGGUGCGAGCGCAACGGGGUCGAGUGCGUCUACGGGCUGUCACGGAGGACGCACAAGGACGCCCCGCCUAUAUCGAUGCCGCCGUCGCAGCGGUCCCGGGGUCCUUUGAGAACAUCCUCCACCAACGGAGACAUGAGCCGCAGCAGCAGCACCCACAAGAGUCACAGCAGCAACAACAGCAUCGGCAACAAUAGUUGGAGUGGGCUCUCAUUCGCCAAGAGCGCAACUGCGACCCCGUCCACAUCCACGCCCAAUGGUGGUGCCUCGCCGGACCGAUCCCUGUCGACCGAGAUGUCCACGCACGAUGCAAACACAGCCUUCUUCGGGGAUUAUCUGUCCCAGCUGCAGCCCUAUACACCACAGACGCCGACAGCAGCCGACCCAACUCACCGUGCCGGGCUCUUGUUGGACUUCAGCAGCCCUGCCAGGGUCGCCGGCAGCGCAAGCAGCGGCCCACAUCAUGUCGACCCCCUCAGCGCGGCCGUGACACAGUUCUCAACGCCAGCGGCCGAGUACGCCAACCCCUGGGCCAUGGGGUCCCUCUUCGGCAGCGGCAGCAGCAGCAACACCCACACCAACACAAACACCAACGCCAGCAGCAGCGACAGCGGGCCCGCGACCACCGACAUGUCGGCAUACCUGGCAACACCACCCUCGCCGCCCCCGCUGGGCGACUACACGUGCAACUGCCACGCGGGCGUGACGGAGCUCCUGACGUCGAUGCGCGGCGGCGGCGGGGACGACCGGCGGCUGCCCGUCGACGCGCAGCUCGCCAGGCUGAGGCGGUGCAUCUCGUCGUCCGAGUCCUCGAUGGCCUGCUGCCACGGCCGCGACGACGGCGAGCCCAUCCACAUCAUGGCCGUCGCCACGCUCAUCGGCUACGUCAUCGACGAGUUCGAGGUGCUCGCCUGCGACCUCGUGGCCCCGGCCCUGCGGAGGAUGUCCCCACCGUCCGCGGGCGACGUGGCGGCGGCGGCCCUGGGGGGUGGCACUGGCGGCGCCGAGCGGGUUGGAGGUGGUGGUAGCCUCUCGUCCGGCUCGGAUGAGUCCAUUUCUAUGGUUGGUGCCGGUGCGCAUAUAUCUCUUGCGAGCCUCAUGGAGCCGCGGUUAUCUUGGGGUAUGCUUGAGCUGGAGGAUGACGAUGAGGUGGAUCUGAGGCAGAGGCUGUACCUCUUGUCUUUCCGCAAGCUGGAGAGGCUGCUGUCGCAGCUGACGAUGUAUCUGCGAAACCUGCACGACGCGCGGACCUGCCUCUCGGACCCAUCACGGCACAUGGCGUUCGUCAUGGCGUGCGAUUACACGCGACUGUGGCUGGAGAAGAAGGCCGAGGACGUCAAGAGACUGCUAUCCGCAUCUGUUGGAGACGAGAUCUUGGAUCCAUCGCUUGGAUAG
This is a messenger RNA of Diaporthe citri, 1482 nucleotides long. RefSeq lists its product as uncharacterized. The record is from RefSeq and is a predicted model, not a curated record. The transcript has a single exon. Bases 1 to 1482 code for a protein of 493 amino acids. Gene Ontology annotation, biological process: regulation of DNA-templated transcription. NCBI's taxonomy places the organism in Eukaryota, Fungi, Ascomycota, Sordariomycetes, Diaporthales, Diaporthaceae. Gene Ontology annotation, molecular function: DNA-binding transcription factor activity, RNA polymerase II-specific; zinc ion binding.